AUGACUACGACGAUUGGUAUGCUGCAAAACAACGGGUUGGUCAACCCUCAGGUGCAGAAAGUGGGGAGCGUGAGUAACGGGCUCAAGGCUGGAGAAAUGAACAGCAAAGAGCCGGGCGUCGGCAAAGACUUAAAAAACCACAACAUAGGUAAUCUGAAACAAGAAACAAAGUCCAAACCGGUCGAACUUCCGCAUGUAGCGGUUAAUCAGGAACCGUUGGCGCUUUUGAUUCGAAACCUGACAGUUUUCUCAAUCAAAGAACUUGCACAGUUUUUCAAGACCAGCGUGCACUCGAACCAAGACCCUAGUGCGAAAAAGACUACAUUUUUGCAACUGGUGGUAUUUUUGCGAAACCAAUUCCUCAAGCUUUACGUUUUGGUGAAAUGGUGCCGUACUCUUAAGCAUAACAAUUUCAACACAAUGAUCGAUCUGCUAAAUUGGUUUCGUGGCUCCAACAUGACCGUCAACAACUGCAUAUGGGCAUUGAAAGCUAGUGUGGCAGGCAUGACAAAUGCCAAGCUGCCAAACCCGGACCUCAUAACAGCGCUGGAAGUCCUAAGUCUAGGGAGACCCAAUCUGCCGUCGCACAACUUCACACUCAGUGGCGAGGAGGGAGCCCAAGGAGGUGCCAAGAAAUCAGUUGUUCCGCCGAAACUCAUUUUGAAGACACUGCGGAAUAUGAACAUCAUCUUAUCAGUAAAAAUCUCCCUCAUGGAAAUUCCUGAUCAAUUCAGACACUAUACUGUGAACGAUGGGAGGCUAUACGUCGUGGUGGAAGAUGAAUUCGAAAUUCAGUUAUCCACUACCGACCAAGCAUCCCCGCUUUUCUUCGUCGACCUGAAGUUAUUGUUCAAUGAGGCUUUGCCCUUGAACAAAUACAUGCUUGAAAAAGUCAUUAACGAGGUGUUGUUUAAAAGUCCGAAACCUCUAUUUGCAUUAUACAAGCUUCUUCACAACUACGUGCUCUCAGUCCAAAUGUACAUGAUACAUGCAGACCUCUUGAGUUUGGAGUCCAACAGCAAAUAUGCUGGCGGUAAUCUGGUACAUCACUAUGAUUCACGAAAGACAAUUAUCAACAUUAGGUAUUGGUGCAAUAGCCGGCUUAAAGGCAAAUGCAAUGCCAUAAUUGCUGUGGAAGAGGCUUCCGGAAGUAUUAUUCUGGAGUGGAAUAUCGAAGAGGUUGCAAAUGGAGAAAUCGCAGUUCCUUUGCGAUACGUUAAUGUGCUGAGCAAUCUGGGAAACAUUCUGGAUGAGAUUAUGUUUAACCACUCACAAAUGAUAAAAACAGAAUUGUUGUCCACUGGAGUGUUGCAGGAAGACGAAGAAGUUUCAGAUGCUCUACUUUUUAAUGUUCCCUCUACCCCGGCAUCGGUCAUUCCCAUUCAAAUUAAAAUCAACACAAUAAGUGGAGUCUUUUACGUCAGAAAUCCGAGCAGUUUGUUGACGUUUUACAUUAACCAGAUGAAUAAGACCAGCACAACUGAGGAAUUUGUCAAAGUUCUAAAUAAGCUCAAACUGGACAAAAUUAUUUCAAUUUUGGGAAACAUGUUUGAAAAAGUUGGCUGGACCUCCAACAAUGUUGUUAAACUUGACGCCCCAGUCUCAAAAGACCCCAGCUGGGCGCAAAAGAAAAUCUUGUUCCGAGAAUUGUUUAUCAGACUCGAGAAUUGGCCUUCUAAUUGGUAUCUCAUUCUCAGCGUAAUAUCGUCAAAUACCACUUGCAUGAUUGAAAAGAGAAUUGGGAAGAUUGCCGCCGCAAAAGGCAAGUGGGAACUCAAAUACCUCGACAGCGAGAAUACUUCAACACUCAAACUUGAGUCCAUGACCUAUCAGAAAAUGAUCCACUUGAAGAAAACAAGCCUGCAUAAGAUAGUCGACCACAUGAUCAUUGAUUCUCUUAAUGGGCUUAAUAUGCGCAACAGGAUAUGCUCUAGAAAGCAGUUGGGGUCAAUUCCGAAGUACAUUGUGCCGGAGGAUCAAUCGCACCACUCGUCUGUUUUGGGGAUUGAAUUAGAGUCAUUCGUGGGAGGCACAUCAGCUUUAAAACAUAUCCUAGAGGAUACAUUGUUUCUGCGGAUCGACUAUCAUAUUAGUGAAAUAAAGCUUUUUGGAAAGUUCAGACAAAACUGCAAGGCUUUAGGAAACCAGUACAAUGAAACUUUAUUGCACUUCACGGGGGAAGGUGCUUUAUCGUUUUUCAUGUCGGAACCUUUCACAGAUCUCAACAACAUUGUGCAACAUUUCAACACAUUUAAACAAAAACUGAUGCAAAUUGUGACCCUGACGGACGUGAUCGAAGAACUGCACGGGUUCUACUCCGAAAAUUUCAGCAUCGUAGCAUCAAAACCCAACGAGAUUUCCUUCAAAUAUCUGAAGAACAGCAAGGACCAGUACGAUUGUCGGAUCCUUCUGCAUACAAACGAUCACAGCGUCGAGAAUCUGGACAUCGAAUUAUCACCGAGCAACCCGCAACACAUCUUCCAGCCCUUCAUCGAGUCCAGCAAACUGGACUAUCACUUUGUGUUCAACUACCUGCAAUUCACCUCUGGCUUUUUUGGCAUUUUAGAUUCAAUCUUGACUACUUCAGGCGGCCAGGCAAAAUCCAAAAACGAGUUUACUACGAUAUCUCUACAACUGCACAACCUUUCCGAAUACGAAUUGAUCUACUACAACAACCAAACCAACACCAAGAUCACGUUAAUGAUAGAGCUGCGUAACGUGUUUUUAAACGGAUCAAAAAAACUGCAGUACUUUGUACACUUCGCAGAAGACGAGCAUAUUUCGACCAAGAGUCCAGCAUAUCCGCUGGUCCACAAGGUCCGCAACACGGUUUUCAUGGUUGACAGCACAUCCAUAAUCGCGGGUGACGAAAUUUCUAGUUUGAACUCGCCUAAACGAGUCAAACCAAGCUCUUUGAUAAAGCUCACAGAUGGUGUAUGCUGUGGAGCCGCUGAAAUAGCGUCAGUGAUCGGAGACAUCCACGACAUCUUGAAAGUCGACUGCGUCUAA
This is a messenger RNA of Lachancea lanzarotensis, 3009 nucleotides long. RefSeq names its product LALA0S15e01156g1_1 (gene RGR1). The coding region runs from base 1 to 3009 and encodes 1002 amino acids. The record is from RefSeq and is a predicted model, not a curated record. The transcript has a single exon. Gene Ontology annotation, biological process: regulation of transcription by RNA polymerase II. Gene Ontology annotation, cellular component: mediator complex; core mediator complex. Gene Ontology annotation, molecular function: transcription coregulator activity. NCBI's taxonomy places the organism in Eukaryota, Fungi, Ascomycota, Saccharomycetes, Saccharomycetales, Saccharomycetaceae.